Molecule: messenger RNA, 1174 nt
Organism: Acanthopagrus latus (yellowfin seabream)
Lineage: Eukaryota; Metazoa; Chordata; Actinopteri; Spariformes; Sparidae
Gene: kctd14
Product: potassium channel tetramerization domain containing 14
Exons: 4
Coding region: 106-831 (241 amino acids)
Biological process (GO): protein homooligomerization
Molecular function (GO): protein binding
Source: RefSeq, a predicted model, not a curated record
CUGCAGGUCCGGGUUAGGCCACGCCCCCCUGGGUCCUACCUGUUGAGCGGUGCAAGAAGAAGAAGAAACUUCCCAGCUCCCACCUGAACAAAUCCUGAAGUCAAGAUGAGUCUGCCGGACUACAAAUCACCUGAGAAACAGUCUUCAGCUGCAGCUCCAGCCUCUCCAGUCGUGCAGUUGAACGUCGGUGGUCACCUGUUCACCACCUUUCUGAGCACGCUCAGGAAACACCCCGACUCCAAGCUGGCCGAGCUGUUCAGCGGUCAGCCCAAACUACGCACAGACACACAGGGACGAUACUUCUUGGACCGCGAUGGUUCACACUUCGGAGCCGUCCUCGAGUUCCUGAGAUCAGACUGUGUGCCCACAGAAAACAUCCAGGAGGUCCACAGGGAGGCGUUGUACUACAACAUCAAACCGCUGAUCAAACGUCUGGAGGAGACUCCUCGGCUGUUCGGAGAGCUGGUGGGACGGCAGCAGUUUCUCUCCAGAGUCCCUCACUACAAAGAAAACAUCGAGGUGCUGAUUCGCAUCGCCAGAGCCGAGGCCAUCGCCACCCGCCGCUCCACCAUCAUGAUCUGCGUGCUGCGGACGGAGGAGGAUUUGGGUUUCUAUGACAACGCCAUCAACAGCCUGGAGGCGGACAAGGAGUCGGUGGUGACGUUUGGACCCUGGAAGGCCGUCCCGUCCGUUAAAGACCUGCUGGACUGCGUGAAGACGGACAUCGAGGGUCAGGGCUACAGGGUGAGCAUCGAGCCGCACGUCGUGGAGAAGAGCUUCCUGUCCAGGAGCUACGACUACUUCUACAAUCUCAUAUUCACCUGGUGGUGACGAGAACACUCAAAUAACAGACAGUAUUUGAUGAGUUAUUUGUUCAAAGUUGCUGCAGUUUUUCCUAAAUGUUUGUAAGUCAUGCUGCAUGUUUUUACACCUGGGCUCUUGAUUUUGAACAUUUUAGACACCAGGGGUCAGUAAAGUAUCUGUAGAUAAUUCAUUUCAAACAUACGGGGGUUUAAGAUAAAGUCUCCUCACUUUCUCACAACGAAGACCUUUAUCUAAUGAUUAAUUUAGGUGCUCAUUUAUAUGAAUAUUGUUUCAUAUCCUGUGUAAUUCACUGAAAUCAUGUACUGCUGCUCAGUUUUAAUAAACAACACCAGUCUGACUGUCCUAUUUA